AUGCAUUUCUCCAACGCUGCAGCCUUGCUUGCAUUCUCUACCAUCAGCGUUUAUGCCGCUCCUUUCGCCAACCCGCAAGACGAACUCGACCGUCGUCAGAUUGCCUACCAAGUAGUCAAUGUCGAUGGUGACUCUAACGGCUCUGCCGUUCCUGAGGUUGAGACUGUGACCAAGACUGCCACUGUCGCCGGCGCUUCUGCUGCGCCUCAAACCGUCACAGUCACUGCCACUCCAUCUCUCACACCCUACUCUUCUCUGCCCUCUAGCUCUGCUAUUUCGCACCUGGCUCCUCCUCCUGGUGGAUCUUUUAUGCCUGCCAAGAGCAAUGGCUUCUUCCGCCGUGGCCUGAGCGCCGCUGGAAACCCGGUUCAAUUUGCACAGAACUAUAUUCCAUCUUCCAGUUCUGCCUGGCCUAAUGCUCACACCUCUCUGGCUGUCCGACACGCCGAUGGUUGGUAUGCUCCGUCUUACACACCCUCUUUCACUCCCUCGGCCACACCAUCGGCCUCUCCUCUGGUUGCUCGCCAGUUCGGUAGUUGGGUCCCCAGCGCUCCGGUACCUUCUUCCCCAAGCGCUGUGCCCACUCCCUCCCCCUCUGGCUCUUUGGUAGCUCGGCAAUUUGGCAGCUGGAGCCCUAGCUCUGUCCCCGUUCCGUCUGGCACUCCCAGCGUGAGCCCUUCCGCACAUGUGUAUGCUCGAGGCUACCGCGCCGCUCCUUGGGGCACUCCCUCUUACACUCCCCCUGCCUUCCCCUCUUUCACUUCCUCGCCUACACCAUUGGCCUCUUUGGUUGCUCCUCGUCAGUUCGGUGGCUGGGCCCCUAGCGCUCCGGUGCCUUCCUCCUCAAGCGCUGUGCCCACUCCCUCUGGCACUCCUGUCGCGCCCACCUCUUUCCCGGUCAAGCGCAACUUUGAGAGCCACUCUACUCCCUCCAGCGCUCCGGCACCCACACCUAGCGCCAGCUUUUCCAUUCCUCAUUCUUCUGCUCUGCUUUACUAA
Molecule: messenger RNA, 999 nt
Organism: Penicillium pulvis
Lineage: Eukaryota; Fungi; Ascomycota; Eurotiomycetes; Eurotiales; Aspergillaceae
Exons: 1
Coding region: 1-999 (332 amino acids)
Source: RefSeq, a predicted model, not a curated record